AUGCGUAUAACGGGUUUGUCAUCCAUGCUUCCGUUCUACUUCGCAACUAUAUAUAUUCGUGCCGACUACCAUGCUGUUUAUAGUACUAUUUACUCUAAUUAUCAUGAAAGCAGCAGAUUGUGUUUCAAUAAUGAUGACAGUGAUUUGAUGCCUGAUUUAAGUCGAUAUAGACGCUUCUCUCUGUUCCAGUGA
Messenger RNA from Aspergillus niger, 192 nucleotides. RefSeq lists its product as hypothetical. The record is from RefSeq and is a predicted model, not a curated record. Bases 1 to 192 code for a protein of 63 amino acids. Lineage: Eukaryota; Fungi; Ascomycota; Eurotiomycetes; Eurotiales; Aspergillaceae. The transcript has 2 exons.